CGCAAACAUCAAACGUAUCCUUCUCCAUUCACAUUUUGUCGAACCGAUCCUUUCAUAAGAGGAUUAUCGGGUGAAUUUUUGAAAUAAGCUUAGGUUUUUUCCCUUUUGGAAUUUCCUGAGAGCUGUUUGGAUAAAAUACAGCAAAUCAGCAAAAAUCUUGAAUUUUUGAAAUUUUCGUUGCUUAUAUACUUGAGCAUCCAUUUUACAUUCUUUUAUAUUGGCUGUGAAUAGAUUUAAAAGUACAUUCUUUUUCUUAUAUUAAAAAAACCGAAGGUUUGUAUUCGUUUGGUCAAAGGAUGAGCGCCAAUUUUGAGAAAAUUGCUCAUGUCACCCGAGGCAUGCUGAAGGACCCUUCAAAAAAAUACAAGGCUUUUAAGGGUGUGCAUUUGCCUAACCGUCAAUGGCCCGGUCGUGUAAUUUCCAAGGCUCCCCGCUGGCUUUCCACCGAUUUGCGUGACGGUAAUCAGGCUUUGCCUGAUCCCAUGAAUGGCGAGGAAAAGCUGAAGUACUUUAAGCUUCUUUGCAACCUUGGUUUUAAGGAAAUUGAAGUUGGAUUUCCCAGUGCUUCCCAGACAGAUUUCGCUUUCGUCCGCCAUUUAGUUGAAACUCCUGGUUUAAUUCCUGAGGACGUCACUAUCUCUGCUUUGUCUCCAUCUCGCGAACAUUUGAUCCUUCGCACGAUUGAGGCUCUUCGAGGCACGAAGAACGCUACUUUGCAUUUAUACAAUGCAGUCUCUCCAUUGUUCCGUGAUGUCGUUUUCCGCAAUUCCAAGCAAGAAACUUUGGAGCUUGCGAAGAAGGGUGCUAGAGUUGUCACUGCCGCUACAAAACACGCUGCGGAGUCCACCCCAACCAAUUGGGGAUUCCAGUAUUCACCUGAAACGUUUUCGGAUGCAGAACCCGACUUCUCUCUAGAAGUUUGUGAGGCUGUUAAGUCCAUCUGGAGACCUACUUCCGCUCAACCUAUUAUCUUCAAUUUACCUGCUACUGUCGAAAUGUCUACCCCUAAUACAUAUGCUGACUUAAUUGAGUAUUUCUCUACUCAAAUCAGCGAGCGUGAAAAGGUUUGUGUGUCUCUUCACCCUCAUAACGACCGCGGUACUGCUGUAGCUGCUGCUGAACUCGGUCAAUUAGCUGGUGCCGACCGUGUUGAAGGUUGCUUGUUUGGCAACGGUGAACGUACUGGUAAUGUUGACUUGGUCACUUUGGCUUUCAAUUUGUAUACCCAGGGUAUUUCGCCAAACUUGGACUUUUCCAAGCUAGACGAAGUUAUUCGCAUCACGGAAGCCUGCAACAAGAUCAAUGUUCACCCCCGUCAUCCUUACGCUGGUAACCUUGUUUUCACCGCGUUCUCCGGCUCUCACCAAGACGCCAUUUCCAAGGGUUUGAAGGCUUAUGAUGAUCGUAAGAACGUCGACCCUACUUGGAAGGUACCAUACUUACCUUUGGAUCCCCAUGACGUGAACUCUGAGUAUGCAGCUAUCAUCCGUGUCAAUUCUCAAUCCGGCAAGGGUGGUGUCGCUUAUUUGCUGAAGACCAACCGUGGUCUUGACUUGCCUCGUGCCUUGCAGGUUGAGUUCGGUGCAGUAGUCAAGGAUUAUAGUGAUAACAAGGGUAAGGAGCUUACGAUUGGUGAAAUCAGCGACUUGUUCAACACUACUUACUUCCUUGAAUUCCCCGGUCGCUUCUGGUUGGAUGACUACACUUUGAGUAGUAAUGGCCCUCGAAGCAAGUCUAUCAGUUGCAUUGUUGAUGUUAAGGGCAGAAAUGCUGGUCGCUGUGUAAUUGAAGGCAGUGGCAAUGGCCCUAUGUCUGCCCUUGUUGAUGCUUUGCGUCGUCAAUUUAAUAUUGUCUUUGACAUUGGACAAUACUCGGAACACGCUAUUGGCUCAGGAAAUGCCGUCAAGGCUGCUUCUUAUGUUGAAGUCAAAGCAAACAACCGCUCCUUCUGGGGUGUCGGUAUUGAUGACGACGUUACUUCCUCGGGUUUGAAGGCUGUGAUGUCGGCCGUUAGUCGUGCGGCUACGGAAGCUGCAAAGUAAACCGAGCCUUCUGUACAUUUCUGGAACAAUAACUAACAAUAACUAAUUAAUAUACAUUUCUUAAACUGGAAUAUCGAUUUCUAUAAUUUAAUUCAAAACUCUAUGGAAGUUUUCGUGUGCAUAUGAUUUUGCCGCAGCAACAAGAAGAGUAUGGCAACAUGGGAGCUUCAAAAUAUAAUGAAGGAGGAUAAGGUCGAUUCUUAUCUAAUUUAUAGUUUUUACUUCUUUAUUUAAUUUUUUUUUAUUACUUAUUUUUUAUAUUGCUUUGCUCAAAAAAAAGUUAAUAGGAAGGUGGAGUGAUCAGUGUGCUAAUGUGAAUAGACAAUGACAAUCAAACAAAAAGUUGACAAAGUAUUAGGUGAUGGGUA
Messenger RNA from Schizosaccharomyces cryophilus OY26, 2410 nucleotides. RefSeq names its product 2-isopropylmalate synthase. The transcript has a single exon. Gene Ontology annotation, biological process: L-leucine biosynthetic process. Gene Ontology annotation, molecular function: 2-isopropylmalate synthase activity. NCBI's taxonomy places the organism in Eukaryota, Fungi, Ascomycota, Schizosaccharomycetes, Schizosaccharomycetales, Schizosaccharomycetaceae. The record is from RefSeq and is a predicted model, not a curated record. Gene Ontology annotation, cellular component: mitochondrion. The coding region runs from base 297 to 2042 and encodes 581 amino acids.